AGCACUUCCCCAGUCUCUAACCUUCCCAUGGCGAGUACUGCCGCUCUAUCAGCAGAACCUUUCUCUCCGCGUCAGGAAGGGCUUUUUUCCCCUCCUCUCUUUUUUUUCCCCCUUAAUCAGAAGCCCUGAAUGAAAGCCAAUCAGAGAGAGCUCGCCCCCGUGUUCUUCGGUUCCCUGCCGUCCAGAGUUGAAAGUGAUGCUGAGAGAAAGCUUGAGUUAGAUUGAAGUAGCAUCAGUGAUAGAAAAUAACAGCCGAAAACAAACAAAAAGGGGACAUAGUGACAAUUUCUCCAGGGUGAUUUUGGCUGGAACCAACUUCCGUUAUCCAGAAGCUGAUAAAAAAGGUAAAGUGUCAGUUCAACUAUUUUCCCCGUUUGUUUAUUGGGCUUUGUGCUUUUUGAUUUUUGGAUUUUGAGCAUUCUUUGUAUAUUCUAGAUCUUUUGGAAACAUGUCCAAAACGUUGAUGAGAUGUUGGAAGCCAGUUGAAACACAGUAAAAUUCAAUCCAAUAAAAUAAGACUGCUUUCUCUUCGUCCGCGUUGGAAAUUUUCAAGAGGUGAACUAUGACAAUAUAUCAAUUUUUGGUACUAUUUCUACUCUGGAUAUGCCUGCCACAUUUCUGUUCUCCAGAGAUAAUGUUCAGAAGGACUCCUGUGCCCCAGAAAAGAAUUUUAGGUGCACGAGUACCAAGGAGUGAUGGCAAAAUUCUGCAUCGUCAAAAACGUGGGUGGAUGUGGAAUCAAUUUUUCUUACUGGAGGAAUAUACAGGAUCUGAUUAUCAAUACGUGGGCAAGCUUCAUUCAGACCAAGAUAAAGGAGAUGGAUCACUCAAAUAUAUUUUAUCUGGAGAUGGCGCAGGUACUCUUUUUAUUAUUGAUGAAAAAACAGGUGACAUUCAUGCCACAAGAAGAAUUGAUAGGGAAGAAAAGGCCUUUUAUACUCUGCGUGCACAAGCUAUUAACAGAAGAACUUUGAGACCAGUGGAACCAGAGUCUGAGUUUGUGAUCAAAAUCCAUGAUAUCAAUGACAAUGAGCCAACGUUCCCAGAAGAAAUUUAUACAGCUAGUGUUCCAGAAAUGUCCGUUGUAGGUACUUCCGUGGUGCAAGUCACAGCUACAGAUGCCGAUGACCCUUCCUAUGGAAACAGUGCCAGAGUUAUUUACAGCAUACUUCAAGGGCAGCCAUAUUUCUCUGUGGAGCCUGAAACAGGUAUCAUCAGGACUGCUUUACCAAACAUGAACAGAGAAAACAGGGAGCAAUAUCAAGUGGUAAUCCAGGCCAAAGAUAUGGGCGGCCAGAUGGGAGGCUUAUCGGGGACCACCACGGUGAACAUCACACUGACAGAUGUAAAUGACAAUCCACCUCGCUUCCCCCAGAACACCAUCCACCUUCGAGUUCUCGAGUCUUCCCCAGUUGGCACAGCCAUUGGGAGCGUAAAAGCAACGGAUGCUGAUACGGGGAAAAAUGCAGAAGUAGAAUACCGAAUUAUCGAUGGUGAUGGGACUGAUAUGUUUGACAUCAUCACCGAGAAGGACACACAGGAAGGCAUCAUAACUGUGAAAAAGCCACUUGACUACGAGAGCCGAAGACUUUACACUCUGAAGGUUGAAGCAGAAAAUACCCAUGUGGAUCCACGUUUUUAUUACCUGGGACCAUUUAAAGAUACAGCAAUUGUAAAAAUCUCCGUAGAGGAUGUGGACGAAGCCCCGGUUUUUAGCAGACCCUCCUACCUGCUUGAAGUUCAUGAAGAUAUUGAAGUGGGGACGAUCAUCGGUACUGUAAUGGCAAGGGACCCAGAUUCUACUUCUAGCCCCAUUAGAUUUUCCUUGGAUCGCCAUACUGACCUUGACAGAAUCUUUAACAUACAUUCUGGAAAUGGAUCCCUUUAUACAUCAAAGCCACUUGACCGUGAACUAUCUCAAUGGCACAAUCUUACUGUUAUAGCUGCUGAAAUCAACAAUCCCAAAGAGAUGACGCGUGUGGCUGUUUUUGUGAGAAUUUUGGAUGUUAACGACAAUGCCCCACAAUUUGCUGUGUUCUAUGACACUUUUGUAUGUGAAAAUGCCAGACCAGGGCAGCUAAUACAGACUAUAAGUGCAGUAGACAAAGAUGACCCUUUAGGUGGACAGAAAUUUUUCUUCAGUUUAGCUGCUGUCAACCCAAACUUCACAGUACAGGAUAACGAAGAUAACACUGCCAGAAUUUUAACCAGAAAAAAUGGAUUCAAUAGACAUGAAAUAAGUACCUAUCUCUUGCCUGUGGUGAUAUCAGACAACGAUUACCCGAUUCAGAGCAGCACGGGCACGCUGACCAUCAGGGUGUGCGCCUGUGACAGCCAAGGCAACAUGCAGUCCUGCAGCGCCGAAGCCUUGCUGCUCCCUGCCGGCCUCAGCACGGGCGCCCUCGUGGCCAUUCUCCUCUGCAUCAUUAUUCUACUGGUUAUAGUAGUACUAUUUGCAGCCCUGAAAAGACAGCGAAAAAAGGAGCCUCUGAUCUUGUCUAAAGAAGAUAUCAGAGACAACAUUGUGAGCUAUAACGACGAAGGUGGUGGAGAGGAGGACACCCAGGCCUUUGAUAUCGGCACCCUGAGGAAUCCCGCAGCGAUUGAGGAGAAGAAGCUCCGGCGAGAUAUUAUUCCGGAAACUUUAUUUAUACCUCGGAGGACUCCCACAGCGCCAGAUAACACGGAUGUCCGGGAUUUCAUUAAUGAAAGGCUAAAAGAGCAUGAUCUCGACCCCACCGCACCUCCGUACGACUCCCUUGCAACCUAUGCGUACGAAGGAAACGAUUCCAUUGCAGAAUCUCUGAGCUCCCUAGAAUCAGGUACUACUGACGGAGACCAGAACUACGAUUACCUCCGAGAAUGGGGCCCUCGGUUUAAUAAGCUGGCGGAAAUGUACGGUGGCGGGGAAAGCGACAAAGACUCUUAACCUAGGAUAUAUAUUCUGUUCAAACAAGAGGAAGUAACUUGACGGACACCGUCUCCGCUUCACAAUAUUUGAUAUUCAGGAGAAUUUUCCUGCCACUCAGCACAAUUUUUUCCCAUUUCCUUUUUAAUUUGUCCAUUAAUUACAUUAAUUUUCUCCUGUAGGAUGUCUCAUGGAAUAUAUAUGAAAUUUUAUUUAAUCACUUCCAAGAGCCAAAGCUAUGGAAAUUCAGUGUUGUCCAUCUUAGAAAUAAAAGAUAAUUUCAGAAACAUGAACAGGAUAGUUCUCCGUUAAGCAACCUCACAAACAAGCCGCUUCUGUUAGAUACACGUCCUGCCCUUGCAAAUGAAGCUUUUAAAAAGGUGAAGAAAAAAUUUAAGGUAUAUCCUGUUCUGUACAUUAAGUUAAAAAGAAAAAAAAAACCGUACAUGUGGUGUUAGUAGGUGUGAUUUGCAACCUGGUAUACAAACGUUUGUGCAAUUUCAUUUCAUCAAAUUCUAUCUGCUAAUGUUUUAUAUUUAUAUUUUUGUAUUUAUUUUUAAAAAAAAAUAAACAAGU
Messenger RNA from Ailuropoda melanoleuca (giant panda), 3484 nucleotides. It is a transcript of the gene CDH10, whose product is annotated as cadherin 10. Gene Ontology annotation, molecular function: cadherin binding; beta-catenin binding; calcium ion binding. Gene Ontology annotation, cellular component: adherens junction; catenin complex; plasma membrane. The coding region runs from base 563 to 2929 and encodes 788 amino acids. NCBI's taxonomy places the organism in Eukaryota, Metazoa, Chordata, Mammalia, Carnivora, Ursidae. Gene Ontology annotation, biological process: cell-cell adhesion mediated by cadherin; synaptic membrane adhesion; cell migration. The record is from RefSeq and is a predicted model, not a curated record. The transcript is spliced from 13 exons.